CACCUCUGUUUUUCUCCUUAGCGCUGUACGCGGUGAAAGUGCGCGCCGAAGCCAUGCAAAAGGCGUCGGAAGCUGUCCCCAGCGGAAUGCUGUCCGUUGUCGGCCGGCGAGAGGCGAAUUACAAAUUUGCCUGCUUGGAAGCCCGUAGACACUGUGAAUCGCUGGGUAUAGAAAACCCUGUUUGUGAAGUUUCAAACUAUCUGUUUCCAGACAGCAGAGUCAUUGCAGGACACUUGCAGGCUUUGGAGUUUUUGCAGGAGAAUGCCCGAAAAUACUAUUUUACACGUACAAAAAUGCUUCCGGUCAGUGGGGCUUUUCACACCAGACUUAUGGAACCAGCAGUGGAGCCCUUGGCUGAAGUCCUAAAAUCAAUCGAGAUUCAGAAACCACUGUUUAAUGUCCAUUCCAAUGUUGAUGGGAAAAGGUACAUGCACGCAAAGCACAUUCGGAAGCUGUUAGUGAAGCAGGUGGUGUCACCUGUUCAGUGGGAACAGACCAUGCAUUCUGUAUACGAAAGAAAGCAAGGAACAGAAUUUCCUUACACAUAUGAAGUGGGGCCUGGGAAUCAACUAGGAGUCAUUCUCAAAAAAUGUAAUUUAAAGGCCUGGAAACAAUAUAAACAUGUGGAUGCUUUGGAAGAUGAGGAAGCAGAAGAGACCUAA
Messenger RNA from Mesitornis unicolor (brown roatelo), 662 nucleotides. It is a transcript of the gene MCAT, whose product is annotated as malonyl CoA:ACP acyltransferase (mitochondrial). Gene Ontology annotation, molecular function: transferase activity. The record is from RefSeq and is a predicted model, not a curated record. Lineage: Eukaryota; Metazoa; Chordata; Aves; Mesitornithiformes; Mesitornithidae. The annotation marks the transcript as partial. The transcript is spliced from 2 exons.